AUGACUACAGCUCAUGGAACCCCAACUCACCUUAGAACAGGACCAUCGGGAGCUGGGUCGGUAAUAACAAAGGCAGAAGUGCAAGAGUAUGAGAGAAUUCUGAAAAUAAACGAUCAAAUCUUCUCAGGUUUACAUGCACGUCUGAAAGUUCCAGCGCAGUCUGUACGCAAGCCAGGUACUCGAAUUGGCCAGUCUCUACAAAAAGGGAGCACGCUCUCCCCUGCCCCUGCCAUUGUCACACAUUCCACAUCUUCUACCAAUAUACCUCCCAAUCCUACUUUAGGACUUGAUCCCAUCUUUCUGACCAAAUCUGAUGAUCUGGUCAGGGCAGAGAUUCAAAUAAAACGACAGAGAGUGGAGAAAGCUCUGGAUCAGAAGAUGAAGGAAUAUGAGGCACAGUACAUACAGAUUGAUGUUGAUGAGGUGCUGAGUAAGGCCAUGCAGGUUGUGAAGCCUCUGUCGCCUAGUCCUACGUCUGAUCCCUAUUCAGUUGAUGACAACUCACUCUACUCCAGUCGAGCACCUGACUCGACUCCUCCCAACCAGUACAAAAAACCCCCUCCGGCUGCCCCAACGCAUCCUGUGGCGUCUAUUUCACGUUCGGAUGGGCAAUAUUCAGUUGAGUUGCAGAGACUUGAAUCUCUGAACCGAACUGGAUCUGAUCAGGAAAUGCAAGAUGCUUACCGAGUUGCUGACCCACGCAUCCCUUCUUCUCAGAAGCAGCUGCGCCCCGACCAAGUGGAAGCUGCUAAUGUUGAGUCAGACGAGCCAGAUUACUCUCCUUACUCUCCGCACUCUCCACCCCAUCAAGAUUACUCUCCACCCCCAGUAGCACCGCUGUUUGAUAAUAGACUCUUUGGACAGAAGGCAGCAGCCCUCGAGAUUGGUGGAUCGGACCGAAACUCACAUGUGCAGGGACCCGCUCCUAGAAACAACGUGCAAGUAGUGAGAAAUCAUAUCACUUCACCAGCAGCCCCCCAGCCGUCUCGCGUCUCGCCAUUGGCUUACUCGAAAUUUCCCACCGGUACACAGCUUCAGGGACAGCGAUUCCAGCGUGCUGAGAAUGGAGGACCAUAUAUCGACUCUACUAGCCCCAACGGAGCAGUCCCACAGAUAACAUCACAAAAGCGAAAAUGGGUUCAGGUUGUAGAGGAUGGCACUCGUCAUGUCUCUAACAUUGCGCAGAAUACCGAUUCCUCCGAUACAUACAUCAAAGUCGAGCGUGUUUCCCCUCCACCGUUCCCCGACGAUAGAGUGCGACAGCGCGAACGUCGACCAAUGUACAUUGACAUCGCAUCUCCACAAUACGAAACUGUUAUCGAGAGACAUGAACCUCCAGUUCGUGCGCCAAUCUUCAAGGCUGACCAGCAUCGCGAGAUCCCUUACCAGAAUCGUCCCCCACGGACAAUGUCUCGUUUAAGCGUCCAGCACCCUGUGCUCGAGGAUUCCCAUCUUGUUGACGUGUCUAGAAUGCAAUACGCUGCAUCAGAAUAUCCCCGGGGAUACAUUGAGAGCGAUCCCCGCCAUGCACGAGCUGCAUCAUAUGCGGUUGUUGAAAGGCGUCUUCCAGAGCAACCCAGAUACUACGAAGAAGCCUCGUCCCAGUACGGUCCUCGAUAUGUCACUGUAGAUGAUAUGCUACCGCCUACACGUGGUCAGUCGUAUCAUGAAGAACUUCCUCCAAGAGCCGUGUCGGGACCUCAACGCCGCAUCGUUGUCGAUGAGCAUGGAACUCAGUACGAAAUGGUCCCAGUACAAAGUCAGCAGCAUACUAUGCUUCCACCCCCUCGUCCCAUCUCCCGAGCACCAGCUCCAACACGUGAUUUCUAUGAUGAUCGAGUUUCUACCCGUACUGCUAGUGUUCGCGCACCAUCGGUCGUCCAGGAGCCUUACAUUGAACGCCGAUAUGCACAGGAGAUGGCUCCACCGCACCCAGUCUACAGACAUGUUACAGCAGACUAUCCUCGCCCAGUUGCUUUUGGCAGACGGGUCUUUUCCGCCCCUUACGACGCAAGCGCCGAAUAUCUUACCCAGCACCGCCCCACAUUCACAGGAGAGCAUGCAAUUCCUCAGGAAAGAGUUAUCCGAACAGCUAGUGUUCGGCCUCAAUCGGCUCAGUAUGAUGAACCGCAUGAAUUUGUCCAGCGCGUAGGAAGCGUACGCCCGCUUGGCCCCAAUCAUGAGGGCAAUGUGUACAUGGAAGAAAGACAGGGCGAGUACAUUGAGCAGCCAUACAUGGUCCGUGAACGCCCAUUCUAA
Molecule: messenger RNA, 2259 nt
Organism: Penicillium taxi
Lineage: Eukaryota; Fungi; Ascomycota; Eurotiomycetes; Eurotiales; Aspergillaceae
Exons: 1
Coding region: 1-2259 (752 amino acids)
Source: RefSeq, a predicted model, not a curated record